AACCUGCAACCGUGCUCUGGUCACCUCAUCAUCCCCGGGGCAGGCAGGCAGGCAGCCGAGUCAAAGCAACACGACGAGCCGAGAAGACGCCGCCCGGUCGGUUGCGUCGUGCGCGGCGCCGAGCUCCCAGGCGACGCCACCUGUCCCGCUCCCCCGCGCCACGCACCCAAAAACGUAACCGAUAGUCCUCGUCGUUCCGUUUCGAUCGACUUCCUUCCUUCCUUCCAUCGACUCUCUCUCGCUUUAUUCCCUUCUCCUCUCCUCUAGUAAUCUCGCUUCGCUUCUCCAGAAUCUCUCCCUCCUCCCUCUCACCACCAACCCACCCCGCAUUUCGCUUCGCUUCGCUCCCGUCCCGCGAUUCGAUCGCUCGCUCGCGCCGUCUGCCUCCCAUCCCCUUGCCCACCAUGGGCACGUCGCCGGGGACCAGCAGCUACGACUGCUCCUUCAAGAUCCUGCUCAUCGGGGACUCGGCCGUCGGCAAGAGCAGCCUCCUCGUCAGCUUCGUCUCCGCAUCCCCCACCGACCACGACAUCUCCCCCACCAUAGGAGUGGAUUUUAAAAUCAAGUUUCUCACUGUCGGUGAGAAGAAACUGAAGUUGACAAUAUGGGACACCGCUGGCCAGGAGAGAUUUAGGACAAUCACCAGUUCUUACUACAGAGGUGCUCAUGGAAUUAUUCUAGUUUAUGAUGUCACAAAGAGACAAAGUUUCACCAAUCUUGCUGAUGUAUGGGCCAAGGAAAUAGAAUUGCACUCAACAAACAAAGAGUGUGUUAAAAUGCUUGUUGGAAACAAAGUGGACAAGGAUGAGGAAAGAAUGGUGACAAGAGAAGAAGGUCUUGCUUUUGCACAGGAAUGUGGAUGCCUAUUUCUCGAGAGUAGCGCCAAAACAAGAGAAAAUGUGGAGAAAUGUUUUGAAGAGCUUGCGCUAAAGAUCCUUGAGGUUCCAAGUCUCUCGGAGGAAGGAUCUUCAGUCGUUAAGAGGAACUCACUGAAACAGAAGCAGGAGAACAAUGCAAAACACGGAGGAGGAUGCUGCCAGUAGAUCCAGCAAUUUGUGUGCAACAGACUCAAAACCCCUAGAUCUAGCUUGCUCUUGUUUUCUGAUGUAAAUGAGUUGUAUCUAAGUGCUCAUUGACGCAGCCAGUGCGAGUAAAGGGAGAAAUAACCACUUGAGGUUUUGGUGUGAAUGGUGGGAAUUGAUCUGUACAAAAAAGAAAAUGUUGUCCCUAACCCUCUUGAUCUGGCAGCUUGCUUUACUGCUUGUAAGACCCAGCGAGCUGAUCCCUUCCAUCGUAUUAGUAUGAGUGGAAGUCAGGAAGUGUAUAGCCGGUACAUAGUGCACCUUGUUUUCUUGUAGCAGGUAUCUUUGGUUUUCUAUGAAACAUGUGUGAUCUUGUAUAAAACAUUUAAACUGCAGUUACAUCAUUUCUUCAUUUCUUAA
Molecule: messenger RNA, 1442 nt
Organism: Brachypodium distachyon (stiff brome)
Lineage: Eukaryota; Viridiplantae; Streptophyta; Magnoliopsida; Poales; Poaceae
Product: ras-related protein RABC2a
Exons: 6
Coding region: 405-1043 (212 amino acids)
Molecular function (GO): GTP binding; GTPase activity
Source: RefSeq, a predicted model, not a curated record